AUGGGCACUCAGAUGGAGGCAGCCCCGGUGCUGUCCACUCCGGAUGACCGCAUGUUCGAAUUUAACGAGAAUGUUGCCCCGACCCAGACAACUCAGUUGUCGGAUGCCGAACUUUCGAUCACCUACGACAUCGAACGCACAUUGAAGGAGAUCCGCCAAGCCAGAUACAAGCGCAUCGCUCUUCAAUUCCCCGAUGAUAUGCUUCCCGAUGCCCCGCGGGUAUUUCAGCUACUCAGCCGCGGUCUCAAAUCGGAGGUCGCCAGUUCAAAUGGGAGUGCGGGACAGGCAAAUGGACAAGCCGACACGGAAGAGAACAUAACUGAAGGAGUGUCCCAGCUGUCUGUGGAUGGGGAGACUUGGUCGCCGAAAUUGUACAUUUUGGCUGACACCUCCUAUGGCACAUGCUGUGUGGAUGAAGUGGCAGCGGAGCACGUGGAUGCCGAUGUCGCGGUGCACUAUGGAAGAUCUUGCCUGUCACCAACCGCCAGGCUGCCGGUCAUAUACGUUUUUACAAACAAGCCUCUAUCUAUAGAGCCAGUUGUGGAGGCUUUCAAGGGGACGUACACCGAUCCAACCACCAAGGUCAUUAUCGCAGCCGAUGUCACCUAUGCCGGUCAUAUCCCGGAAGUGUAUAAGCGCCUCGUCGAUGAGGGGUAUAGCAAUCUGUUUGCUACAGAGGUGAUCCAUGAGCCUUCAUCAGCUAUUCCUAACCGCACUGUACCUGAGUCUGUCAGGGAAGCACCUGAUACCCUCUCAGACUGGCAAAUGUUCCACAUCUCCGAUCCACCAACUGCUCUUCUCUUGACCCUUGCUUCACGUGUGGCUGCUAUUCAUAUCUACCCCACCAAUACCCCAGGCAACAAGGAUGUUAAGCCUUUGCCGGCAUCCACUACCGCCGUAUUAAGACGGCGAUAUGCUCUGACGACCCGCCUCACGACAGUACCGAUUUGGGGUAUCCUGAUCAACACGCUCAGUGUGAAGAACUACAUGGGCAUCGUGGAACAUGUGAAAGAAAAGAUUGCCGCCGCGGGCAAGAAGAGCUACAUGUUUGUUGUUGGCAAACUUAACGCCGCCAAAGUUGCCAAUUUCAGUGAGAUUGGUGGCUGGGUGGUGAUCGGGUGCUGGGAGAGCUCAUUGGUCGAUAGCAAGGAUUUCUUUACGCCCGUGAUCACACCGUUCGAAUUGGAGCUGGCUCUAAAGGAUGACGACGAACGGAUCUGGACGGGAUCCUGGCAAAGCAACUUCCAGGCCAUCCUCGACAAGCCAAAUGGGGAGUCGGACGAGGCGGACCAGACAUCAAACGGUGCAACCAUGGACGAGGACGAUGACAUGUCGGAACCCGAGUCUGCACCGCCAGAGUUCGACCUGCGUACUGGGCGCUACGUUUCUCAUUCGCGACCGAUGCGGGAUCCCGCACCCCGCGCUUCGAUCGAUGGGUCGUCUGGGCCUUCCGCUGCUAGAGCGUUAGCCCGUCGGGCUAAGGGCGAUCUAGCGAUGAUCGGCGGAGCUGUAUCCCCAGGAGCCGAAUUUUUACGGUCGCAAAGAACUUGGAAGGGGUUGGGCAGUGACUUUGACAUUCGUUAUGAUGAGGAGGAGUCGGACAGUACACUUGUCAAGGAAGGGCGCAAGGGUAUUGCCAGGGGGUAUACUGUUGGCGAAUCAGACGAGAGACAUUAG
Penicillium odoratum is the source of this 1677-nucleotide messenger RNA. Its product is annotated as 2-(3-amino-3-carboxypropyl)histidine synthase subunit 1/2. The record is from RefSeq and is a predicted model, not a curated record. Bases 1 to 1677 code for a protein of 558 amino acids. Lineage: Eukaryota; Fungi; Ascomycota; Eurotiomycetes; Eurotiales; Aspergillaceae. The transcript has a single exon. Gene Ontology annotation, molecular function: 2-(3-amino-3-carboxypropyl)histidine synthase activity. Gene Ontology annotation, biological process: protein histidyl modification to diphthamide.